AUGGGCAAGAUCUUGAAACCAACCGGAGUGGCUCUCCUCAGUAUCUUAUCUUAUGUUCAGGCAUAUCCUUCCAUUACCAUUGAGCACUCGCAAAAGACUCCAUUCUUUGUUUUGGCGGGUGAUAGCACCACGGCUACUCAAUCCUCGAACGGUGGAGGAUGGGGGGACGGCUUUCUCAACACAACCCUUUUUAAAGGAGCCUCUGGUCAUAAUUUUGGCCACAACGGUGCAACUACUGUUAGCUUUCGAGAUGGAGGUGAUUGGGAUGAGGUUUUAGCGACCGUGAGAAAAGUACGAGACGACCACCAUCCAUUUGUGACAAUCCAAUUUGGACACAAUGACCAAAAGCCAGCUGCAAACAUUUCUUUAUCACAAUACACCAGAAAUCUUGGAAGAUUUGUGACUGAGGCUUCUGAUGCUGGGGCUACACCAAUUCUUGUCACUCCUCUGUCUCGGCGCAACUACGAUAACUCAACAGGGACACCGCAUAUCGUCAUGAGUCUCGCCAAUGAGACCAUGGCCACCAUCAAUGCUGCCCAUCGCUCACAUGCUGCCUAUAUUGAUCUGAAUGAAGCUAGCACUCGGUACCUCAAUGAGAUCGGGCCAGAAAACGCUUUUACAUACAACCUCAAAUCAACAGACUAUACCCAUUUGAACGUGCCGGGGAGUACUCUGUUUGGGGGGAUUGUGGCUGAAUUGAUUGCCCAGAAAUUUGACGCCUUGAAAGAAUUUGGAUAUCUGCGUGUGGAUGGUAAACUCAAGAACGAUAUUGAUUCUGGGAUUUAUUACUGGCCUUAA
This is a messenger RNA of Penicillium expansum, 798 nucleotides long. RefSeq names its product rhamnogalacturonan acetylesterase. NCBI's taxonomy places the organism in Eukaryota, Fungi, Ascomycota, Eurotiomycetes, Eurotiales, Aspergillaceae. Bases 1 to 798 code for a protein of 265 amino acids. Gene Ontology annotation, molecular function: hydrolase activity. The record is from RefSeq and is a predicted model, not a curated record. The transcript has a single exon.